This is a messenger RNA of Lucilia sericata (common green bottle fly), 1946 nucleotides long. Its product is annotated as probable G-protein coupled receptor Mth-like 3. The coding region runs from base 84 to 1559 and encodes 491 amino acids. The transcript has 7 exons. The record is from RefSeq and is a predicted model, not a curated record. Gene Ontology annotation, molecular function: G protein-coupled receptor activity. NCBI's taxonomy places the organism in Eukaryota, Metazoa, Arthropoda, Insecta, Diptera, Calliphoridae.
AGUCACAAGAAAUUAUUCUAUUAAUUAAUAACGUAUCGCUAUAUAGCAAUUAACAAAUAAAUUUAUUAAAACAUCAAUUUUUAAUGGAUUUUGAAAUAUAUUUCUUACUCUUGACAUGGCAUCUGUAUUACCGAAUUUCUUUAGUAUCAACAUUAAACAUUGACAAAGAACCCAAAUGUGCUUAUGAGAAUACGGUGAAUUUAACAAAUCAUCAUAAAUAUCAAAAUGGUUCUUUUUUGUAUCAGGGAAAAAUAAUACCACCUGAGAUUUUAGCUCUCUAUGAUUAUGCUGUAUUAUGGGGAACGAAAAAAUCGGUGCCGUUGCAUGUGAGAGGUUGCAUUUGUGAUAAAUAUCCUUGUAUUAGAUUGUGUUGUGAAAAGGAUGAAUAUUUCGAUGAAAUUACAAAAAAGUGUGAAAAACUUAGGAAUGAUAUUUUAAUGAUUUGGCAAUUACGAAUAGAAGGACUUGUUGGCAAAUUUAAAGUGUCGGAUAUUCUGAAUGAAUUUAUUAUUGAAAUUGGUUUACCCUGUUUGGAAUCAAUGACACUAAAUCUUAUUGCAGAUACCACGACAUUGUCUCAAACAGGAUUGUUGCAAACGCCUUAUAAACGAUACGAAAGUUCUGAAUUUUGUUAUUCGCCGCAUUCAUCGGAUAAUUCCAUUUAUACAUUAAAACCAUUUACUUGCCUCUUAAACGCUGAUAACCUCGAAAAGAAUAAAUUCAGCAAAGGUACGUUCACACUGAUGAAAUUUCUAACUACAUCAAAAAAUUUGAAAAUUAUCGAGGUAAAAGGCUUUAUAUCUAUUUUAUUUUUAAUUCCCACCACAUUGUUAUAUCAUUUUUUAAAAGAAUUAAGAGAAAAUCUGAGUGGUAAACUAUAUUUCUAUUAUCUUUUCGCGAUAACCAUGAGUAAUGUCAUAUUUGCUCUUCUUAAUUCAAUGUAUUUUCUAUGGAAUGGUAUAUGGAUUAUUAUAAUGGGUUUUACAGGUUUAGUUCUUCAUAUAAUUGCCAUUUCAUGGCUAAGUAUAUUCUCUUAUGAUAUUUGGAGAAAUUGCAAAUCUAAAAUGAUGUCUAAGCUGUUUACUAUAUACUGCUUGUGCGUCGGCUUGAAUGUUUUUCUGGCAUCUAGUUUGAUAAUUUUUAAAAAAUUGUCUAAAAGUUAUCCUUUGGAAAGUGAAGAAAUGUUUGAAGAAGUAUUAUGGUGGAAUAAUCAAAGAUGGUCUUCACUUCAAAUUAUCAUUCCAUCUAUUUUAAUUUUAUUUUUCAAUUGUAUAAAGUUGUUCCACAUAAUGGUAGUUAUAACAAAGAGGAGAGACAGUGGGACACAUAAUAAACUGAUUUUCAAAAAGAAUGCCAUUAUUUUCUUGCGUUUAUUCAUAAUACUGGUUAUUCCUUGGUCCUUAAAAAUCUUGAAAUUUUCAAUUGCUGAGGCCGUUCAAGGAACAAUGAUCUUUUUAUCGUCUGUUUUCAGAAGAAAGAUUUGGAUAUUAUUGGAACAAAAUAUUAAAAAGAGUCGACUACCGGAGGAGAAUGUUAUCAAUACGGAAACUAUAGAAUAAUAUUAGUAUUUAGUGCGAAAUAUUCAAAAAAUAAUGUUUCUAUUUAUCAUGAAUGCUGUAGGUAAUUAAAAAAAAAGUAUGCAAUAAUAUGGACCAUAAUGACGCAUUUCUUAAUGGACCAAUAGACGUACAUAACUAAAAAUAAAACUCUUCUAGGGUGUGUGACCAAUAUUUCUAUGCACUGAUUUUAAUAUCCUCCACAGUGCAGAGCUGUGCGGGGUAUGAAGACGAGAAACCCACUAGAAAGUUUUUGCAAACGUUCAGCAAAAGUUGAUGCAUCUAUCCGCAGAAGUUUAUCUUUAAUCUCUGAUGAACCGUGGAGUGAUUAAUUGAAAUUUUCUAUUAAAAAUAAUAAUUUUCGAUAAAAAUGGUAAUAAAUAAACUGAG